Molecule: messenger RNA, 5722 nt
Organism: Diorhabda carinulata
Lineage: Eukaryota; Metazoa; Arthropoda; Insecta; Coleoptera; Chrysomelidae
Exons: 2
Coding region: 147-2975 (942 amino acids)
Biological process (GO): peptidyl-glutamate ADP-deribosylation
Source: RefSeq, a predicted model, not a curated record
GUUUAUUGUCAAUGAAGGCGUGUCACGUGGAAGCGUUUAUUUAUGUACGAUGUGGCUACAUUUAGUAAACACCGUGUAGUAGACAUAUCUUAUCUCUCUGAUUCAUUGAUAACUAUUGAAUUAGAUUUACGCCAUUUUACAUAACGAUGCUAGCUAACAGUUACAUCGUACAUGAAGCGGUCAAUCAGAAUCAGCAGUUUACCCAAGAAUAUUUAUACACAGAAAGUUUUUAUACUCAGCAAUAUACAACAAUGAAUAAUUUGGAAGAAAACAAUUAUGAAAAAGAAAAUUUUCCAAUACAGUGGCACGUUGAAAGUGAAAAUCGUUCAGUAGAUCCUGACAUUGUAAAAAAUACGAAUUUAAGAAUAGAAGCAAAGGAAUUCGUUCCUAGAUACUGUUUGGAUGUAAAUACGAACAUUAAUUAUGAAUCAACAAAGGAUACUGAUCAGAGUGUUGUAUAUAACAGAUCAGGCGGUCAUACAUUAGUUUCCACCCCAGAAGAAUUUAAUAAAACGAGUUGGGCCGAUGAUACAGCUGAAAAUGUGGCUGAAUGUUUAUCUGAUUUAAGUAGUAAGUUUUAUAAUACGGAAUUGAGUGAAGGGGUUCAUUUAAUACAAGAAAAUGAGAGCCAAGAUACACUAAGUACUAUGCCAACCAGAAGCUUUGAAGAAUUCGUUGGACAAAACAUCAAUAUUAAUGAAAAUCCCGAACAAUUACAUAGGUAUUGUAGUGUUGAUGAAUCACAUUUACCAGAAUUUAAUAAUACAGUCCAAACAGAAGAUUGUAUAGAUAGAACAAGUCAAAACAGGGACAAAAAUGAUGCCGGUAACAAAAACUUUCAACCUAGAUAUCAAUAUGAUAAAAAUAAUAGAGAACAUAAUAGAAAUUGGAAAAAGGAUGAUGGACAUUAUAGACAAAAAGGUAAAUCUAGAUAUUCUCAAACAUUUAGAGAAAAUUUUUCAAGAAAUAAAGACGAAGAACCAAGAGAUUUAAGGAGGAAUCACCACUCAAAUAGUGACCAGCAAAAAGAAUCACCCUACCGACACCUAGAAAAUGAUGCAAAACCAAAUAGACAAUAUUCAGACAGAGGUAAAACUCAAGAUAAGUACCGUAAUUAUGACAAGAGAAGAAAUUAUAACAGAUCUUCUCCAAACUUCAUAAAAAAUAGUAAUGAAGCAAUUGAGAUACAAUGUAGUACAACUGAAGUAAAUACCAAUGAAGAAACUAAUAAGAAUGAGAAUAAUGAAGUAACGGUUGAAGCAGAAACUCCUACUCAGAAAAUGACAGAAUUUAAUAAAUCAAACCAUUCAAUUAAGAAAGGAAAUCAAUACAGACAUAAUCGAAAGGAACAGGAUACAGAUGAAGAAAGUUUCAAAAGGAAAUGGUCUGAUCGACAGUCAUACGGCAAUAAGGAGGAAGUUGAAGAAUCAAAGUCAAUAAGUGAGGAAAAAGGUGCAAAACCUAGAAAUAGGAAUUAUCAGAAAGGUAGAUUUAUGAAUCCUAGAAGUUCCUCCAAUAAUUUUAGAGAAUAUCGCGAUAAGAAAGAUGAAAGGCAACAACAACAAAUUGAACCGGCAGAAAAUACUGAAAUAGUUAAAUCCGAACACCACAAAGAAAGAAAAUCAAAAUUUUAUCAAAAUUCCGAUAUUAAAAGUAGAACACCGGACAAUAAAACUUCCAAUACUGAAAGCUUGGAUGAAGAAAAACAUAAGGAAAGAAAUAGAAGAUUUCCAGAUAAACAUAAAUCAAUGAAAUAUAAUUCGAAAAAUCAGUCGUGCAGUGAUGUUGAAGAUGGUAUCAGAUUGAAUAGGAGAUCGUUUAAUAGAGACGAAAGUGAAAGAAAACCUGCAAAAUCAUUUAGAGAUGCUCUAUUCGAAAAGAAACACGAUAAACCGCGAGAUUUGAAACAAGAGCGGGGCGAUAUUAAAGUAGAAAUAACUGUACGUUAUGAGGGAUUCAAGAACAGACCGUCUGCUAUGUCAUAUACAGAACAUGUUUUUGAUGAAACAUACGCAGAAUCAGACCCUGAAUAUAAAGCUUUCCUACAAGAUUUAAAAGAUAACAAAUUAGUGGCAUCAGAGAAAAUCAAAGAACAAAAUCAAGAUUUGUUCAAAAUGUCUGAAGAUUAUUCAUUGGCUCACUGUGUAGCUGAGGAUAUGAGGAUGGGGAGUGGAAUAGCUGUUACUUUUAGAAAUACCUUUCGUCAUGUCGAUUCUCUUUUAAAUGUGAACGAAAAACCUGGAGGUUUGGCAGUUUUAAAACAAAAGGACAGAUUCUUGUAUUACCUAAUUACUAAAAGGAGAUCCAGAGAUAAGCCUUCUUACGAGGAUUUUUGGUGUUCUAUGAAGCGUUUAAGAGACCACAUUAAAAAACACCAAAUAGUCAAAUUAGCUGUACCGACACUCGGCUGUGGUUUGGAUCAAUUGAAUUGGCCAACGGUUAAACAAAUUAUGGGCUAUUUAUUCAGAGAUAUACAGAUUGAAAUAGUAGUUUGUAAUUUUACGCCGAACGAAGACGCUGUACCAACAAAUUCAAUCAAAAUCCAUCACAAAAACGACUAUCUUCCAAACGCCAAAGAGUCCAUAAUAGUUUAUUUCACUUCGGCAGAUUCGUACGUUACUGAAGAAAUUUUGGAAUUGAACAAACGAUUCUCAUUUCUAGAAGAUUUCAAACGAGCCCCUAAAAAUUUCGGAGGUGUUAUUAAAUCUAAGGUUUCAAAUUGUGUUUUGUGUGGGUGUGUUGUUAGAAAAACAAUCAAAGACUGUUUCAAUUACAAAAGUUUUUCUAUGGCUUUGAAUACUAUAAACAAAAUCAUCUUGGAUACAGGUUGUGACACUAUAGCCUUACAACACCUCAAAGAUGACAAGGACGAUUUAUUACAUCAAAAAAUCAUUACUCUUAUUAUAAACUACUUGGAAAAUGCCGAAGUUUUCGUUUAUAUGGGUCAAAUGGAUGAAUCCUUUGGGGAAACGUAACCUUGUAUUUAAUUAUUUUUUGCAGUCACUCAAAAAAGUGAUUUAUACCUUUUUAUACGUUAUCUACCAUUUUGGUGUUGAUAAUAUUAGGUAAACUAUUAUAUUUAACUUUAAUUGUGGUUUAUAACUUUUUUUUUCUUUCAUCUUUUCAGUUGUCAGAAGAGUGUUUCGGUUCUACUUGUACUCAUUUCUUCUGUCUUCACUUAUCUUCCGCAAUUUCUUUUAGUACGUCUAUCCAUGUUUACAUUGGUCUCCUCUUUUGUUUGUCAGUGGUAUUUCCACCAUCAUAAAUCAUCUUAAUUUUUGUCUAUUUUUCUUGUAAUUGUAUGCAUAUUUCAGUCUGCUCACUAUUUCGAUACUUUCUCUGCAAUAAUGGGGACAAUGCGUUAAUUUUUCUUUUUGAUAUUAAGACCAAUCAUCAGAGUAUAAGAGGUUCCUAUAUUCCUAUAUUCAAUUGUUAUACUUAGGGCUUCAUUUUUUUUAUAUUGUCUUCUCUUGUCUAUGAUAAGUAUAUUCGUCAAUAUCUAGGAGCUUCAACUGUCCUAUGUUUGUACUCUGUAUAGCCUGUAUUAGCCCUUCUCUUUUUUAACGACCACAUCAAAUGUUGCUUUGAACAUAAAUACAAAGAACAUUUCUUCCCAUUUCUCUAUUGUUAGUUCUAUUGAGUUUGUUUAUUAUGUAUAUACAUUAGAUUACUAUCGAUUUGUCUUUCCAGUAUAAAAGCUGCCUUCUAGUUGUAGUUCUUAGUAGUGCCUUAGUCCAAAAAUUUUUAAUAAAGUUUAUAACUGGUUCGUAUCAGAUAUAUUGCCCUACAAUUUUUGUAUUGAGUUUUUUUUGUGUAUAGGUAGUAUUAUUUUCGCAUCUGUUGUUUCUCCUUUUAUUCUUUGAAAAUUUUUUUAACUAAUCUAUAUCAUAGUCAUCUAAUUAAUUUUAGUGCCCCUUCUCCAACGGGUUUUGUUUACUUUUACAUUUGAAUAGAUUAUAGCACUUUUCGUAAAGCUUCUCUUGUGAUUAUUUCAAAAUUUAUAAUUGUGGGCCUUCUAUUCAAUAAUUGCACCAAAUUUUUUUUCUUCAAUUUAUAUAAUAACAAUUUAUUCUAAUCACAUUGGCUUAGAAUAAUGAUUCUUGUCAAAAUUAUAUUUCUUUCUAAUUGAACUACUGUUGUGGUACUCAUUGUAUAACAAGUUUUGAAUACAUUUCCAACAUUUAUUAUGUUUUGGGAGCUGAAAAACAUUUCUUUAAUGACAAUAAAUAAAACCAGUUUUAUUUCCAUAUUCAGGGCUCCUUUCUUGGCACUCUUCAUUACAAUAUUCCAUUAACAUUUAUUUUUAUAUUGUAUGUAAAAGAUCAAUUUUGGCAAGGACCAAAUUUCCGUGAUACUUUCCAAUAACAUGAUGAUUUUUCUUUGUCCUUAUUUAAUUUUAGUUAAUUUCGAGAUUUUACACAUUUUCACCUCAUCCUAGAUAAAUUUUAUUGAUAUAUUGAUAAAUAACCAAAAAAAUUCGAUUGAAUGUUUGAAGAUAUUUUAUUUUAAAUGGAUGAGAAGAAAAUGGUAAGAGAUUUCUCCACAUAUAUUAUAGAAAUUUUUUGUAAUAAUGCAUAUUAUUUUACAAUCAUGUAAUUGCUUUAUACUUAUUAACUAUAUUUGGUUUCUUUUAUAUUUUUAUAAACAUUUUAGGAAAACCUUUACUAGACUAUGAAAAUGGUACUUCUAUUCUAUACUUCUAUUUUGAUUCAAGAACCUUACAUGAAAAUUAUAUCAGAAUAUUUUUAAUUGUGGGUCAUUGAAAAUUUAUUUAUGAUUAAUACUCUCCCAUAAAGUGAUUCAGUGAUUCAAAGACUGAUCAGGUUUAACCCACACUAAUCAAAUAGUUUUCCAGAUAGUAAAAAUGUAAGCGGUUUUUAAUAUCAAGCAUAAGCCAAUUUCCAAACAUCUUUAGCAAAAAAUUAGAGAUUUCUAUACUGUAAACCAAAAAACAAGUUCUAGAAUGAUCUAAACAUCCAAUUUUUUAUUAUUUUAACAAUUCAUAACUUGAUAUAUCCAUUAUAAAUCCAAAUUAUUGAAUUUGAAUCAAUUUUUUUCUUAAACAAAAAUCAUAUUACCAAAAAAUCAUAAUCCACAGAAAAUUUAAUGAUAUUUUUAAAACUAUUAAACAAUUUCAGCCUCUAUAUAAUAUUUCAGAUACAUUUUUAACAUAAUCAGAGGGUACUAUGGCACUUCACUUGAUAUCAUGCAUCUUUCGAUAUCAACAAACCGGUAGCUUAUAAAAUUUUGAAAUUGGCUAUGCUCACAAACUAAAUAUAUCCACAAUUUUUAUAUAGAAUAUUAUUUAGUUGAUUCUAUGAAGGGUUUCAUCAAUAUCAAAUCCUUUGUAGCGAAAUCCUCCAAAAACCACAAAACAAAUAUUUUUUUACAAUUUAUUAUACCAUAACGAAAAGUUUUUUAUUGGGCAUAAGUAUAUAAAUGUAAAAUAUUUAACCAACUUGAAUAUAAUUAACUGUUCCAUUGGUUUCCAAUUCCUCUUUGAGUACCUUACUUAAGAGUCAAAAUUUAUCGAAACAAGAACUGGGGCCACUAAAAUGCAAAUUUUCAAAUAAUUCAUUUAAUUGAAAAGAUUAUUUGUUACAAAAUUUAACAAUAAUUUGAAAAAUGAAAAACAAGGCAACUGUAAUUCUACUACAAUUUUUCUUAUUUUCUCAAGAUCUGUAGAUCUUUCAAAACCCAAAUAAACCUAAAGAAAAAAUAA